This is a messenger RNA of Tetranychus urticae (two-spotted spider mite), 609 nucleotides long. Its product is annotated as SOSS complex subunit B1. Gene Ontology annotation, cellular component: SOSS complex. Gene Ontology annotation, molecular function: DNA binding. Gene Ontology annotation, biological process: double-strand break repair via homologous recombination; mitotic G2/M transition checkpoint; response to ionizing radiation. Lineage: Eukaryota; Metazoa; Arthropoda; Arachnida; Trombidiformes; Tetranychidae. The record is from RefSeq and is a predicted model, not a curated record.
UUAAGCUUCUUUCUUUUUCAAAUAAGAGGUUUAGGCUUCCAAGACUGGAGGCUUUAAGGGAUCGUUAAAUAACAUUUUUCUGUAAGAGUUUUGUCUUCAGGCCAUCCAUAGAUUUUGCUUUAGAUCACUUUUAUCCAAUUUCACAUAAAGUCAUGGAGUAUACGCUUGUUCGUGAUAUGAAGCCUGGUCUUAAAAAUAUUAAUCUUCAAUUUGUCGUUUUAGAUGUUGGUCAAGGAAGCAUAACCAAAGAUGGACAUAAAGUUCGAACAUGUAAGAUAGCUGACAAAACAGGAUCCAUUAAUCUCUCUGUCUGGGAUGAACCUGGCAAUUAUCUUAAUCCUGGAGAUAUUUGUAAAUUGAGCAAAGGAUAUGCUUCCGUGUGGAAAGGAUGCUUAACUCUCUAUACGGGAAAAGGUGGAGAAAUUCAGAAAAUAGGUGAAUUUUGUAUGAGCUUCUCAGAAAUACCAAACUUAAGUGAUCCUAACCCUGAGUAUGCACCGCAGAUGGCCAAAAGAAGUUGACUUGUAAUUGAUCGCUCAAUCGAUAUUUAUGUACUUAAACAAUUUUAUUGUCUUGUUACAAUUAAAAUUUAAACUCAUCUAAAUUGAA